Chanos chanos (milkfish) is the source of this 1418-nucleotide messenger RNA. Its product is annotated as butyrophilin subfamily 1 member A1-like. NCBI's taxonomy places the organism in Eukaryota, Metazoa, Chordata, Actinopteri, Gonorynchiformes, Chanidae. The coding region runs from base 57 to 1418 and encodes 453 amino acids. Gene Ontology annotation, biological process: T cell receptor signaling pathway; regulation of cytokine production. Gene Ontology annotation, molecular function: signaling receptor binding. Gene Ontology annotation, cellular component: external side of plasma membrane. The transcript has 7 exons. The record is from RefSeq and is a predicted model, not a curated record.
UGGUAACACUUUGACUACAUCAUUUAUACGAAUGUCUCUCUCUUUUUUUUGUAGAAAUGAGGUGUUUUUGUGUACCUCUCCUAAUGCUUCUCUGGUCUCCCGUGUCCACCAUUGAGAAGUUUCAGGUUGUUGGUUCUACAAAGCAUCUUAUUGUCUUAUCUGGUGAAGACGUGAUAUUACCGUGUCACCUCAGACCCAAUAUUAGCGCUGUGGACAUGGACGUUGAGUGGUCAUUAGAAGAUAAGAACGACCUAGUUUAUGUAUAUAGUAAAGGCAUUGACAGACCUGACCAACAGAGUGAAUCUUACAAAGGCAGGUCGUCAUUGUUCAAAGACGAACUGGAGAAUGGCAACGUUUCGCUAAAACUUUCCAGAGUCCAAUUCACUGACGAUGGCGUGUAUUCAUGCGCAGUUCGCUCCUCAACCUGGUAUCAUGACACCACUUUUAAAGUCAGCGUUGAAGCGUGGGGAACUCGGCCAGCGAUUACUAUGGAACAGUACAGUGUAAAUGGAGGACUCAGUCUCUUGUGUGAAACCGAAGGCUGGAGGCCAGAUCCCGAGAUUUCAUGGCUAAACAGUCAAGGAAUGAGUCUUCCAGCUGAAUACACCAAGUCCAUCAGAGAGACCAAUGGCUUCUCUCUAAAGCGUCGAAUCACUGUGAAAGAGGGCAACACUUUUUACUGUCGAGUGGCUGUGAGAAAUCACACAAAGCAGGCGGAGAUCACCAUUUCCACCUGGGAUAGGCGUAGAAGGAAAAGUAAUUUCUGGAUACCAUUGUUUUACUUUUCAUAUUGCUUUUGUCUGUUUUUUUGUUUUUCAGAAUCUGCAAGGAAACAAAGUGAAGAAGAGUUUGAGAGGAAGAGGAGGACACAUCAUGUGGACGUGACUCUCGAUCGUGACACUGCGCAUCGCUUCCUUGACGUGUCUGACGACGGCAAAGUGUUAAAAUUUAGCGACAGCGAACAGGUCAGAAAUGGAGAGGAGUUCAAUUAUGUGCACUGCGUCCUGGCAAAAGAAGGGUAUUCUACACAGAGGUUUUACUACGAGGUACAGGUCACCGGAAAGAUUUCCUGGUCUUUAGGAGUGGCCAAAGAGUCCAUUACUAGGAAAGGACCGCUUCAACUAAGACCUCAAAAUGGAUUCUGGACUCUGUGGUUAAAAGAUGGAAAUCAGUACGAGGUUCUUACGGAUCCUCCUUUCAGUUCUCCGGCACACGGGGUCAGAAAGGUGGGGGUGUUUGUGGACUGUGUGGAGGGUGAGGUUUCCUUUUAUGAUGUGGAAGCCAAGUCUCUGAUACACUCUCUCACUGAUCAGCCUUUAACCGAUAAAAAACUCUAUCCAAUCUUAAGCCCUCAUGUGAACUCUGAAGGUCGUAACGCAGCUCCAAUGAUCAUCACUCCUAUCAGUAUGCCGGCUUAA